This is a messenger RNA of Andrographis paniculata, 1851 nucleotides long. RefSeq lists its product as uncharacterized. NCBI's taxonomy places the organism in Eukaryota, Viridiplantae, Streptophyta, Magnoliopsida, Lamiales, Acanthaceae. The coding region runs from base 550 to 1596 and encodes 348 amino acids. The transcript has 6 exons. The record is from RefSeq and is a predicted model, not a curated record. Gene Ontology annotation, molecular function: protein binding.
AAUUGUAUUUUUGUUAUUUUGAUUGUUUGGAUUUUGAAUAGUGAAAAUUUUGAAUUAGAAUAACUAUAUGAUGUGAUGUGAUAUUUUGGAUGUAAAAUUAAUUUUUAGUAUAAUAUAAAAUCUAAAAAAUAGGAGUUUGAUUUUAUAUUUUUUUAAAAAAGGAAUUAGAUAAAUAGUAAAAUUCAGGGUAAAAAUUCACAAAAGAAAACUAUUUAUUUUGUUAAGGAAUCAGGUGAAGGGAUAAAAUUGAUAAAAUGGGCGUGGUACUGGUAAUGUGUAUAGUAGUUUUUGCACAUCUAAAUUUUGUAGUUUGUUUUCAAUGUCAUUAUUUGCUUCAGCUAUACAGAAUCGUUCCCAAACAGAGGGAUUCGAUUCUUCAAUAUUAUGGAAGACUUCACUUUUGCGUUUCGAUCUAUUAUACCUUUAGUCUCUGUUACCCGACAUUUAAAUUGAUUACAUGCUAUGAUGUUGCGUAUGAUAUUUCUACGCCUUCAGAAGUUCUUUUGUAAUGUAUUGUAUUCUCGCUUAACCAUCCUUAUAAUUUAACCUAUGGCACGGGAUUGGUAUUUUUAUCAUAAUUUCAGCCUUAAGAGCAGGACUGCAGUUUUUGUUUCCAAGCAGCUGGACGGUACAAGAUCAUUCCAUAUGCUGCGGAAUCUUCUCUGGGCGACGUCAAAACACGAUGUCUACCUAAUGCAAAACUACUCGGUGAUGCACUGGUCUUCCCUGCUAAGGAAGAGUAAAGAAGUGCUCAAUGUCGCCAAACCCAUCACACCUACCUUGAAAUAUCCCGGAUGCUUAGCGCAACCUCUUUCGAGAGUCCAGAUAAGCACCAUGACCGUUAAGGACAAUCUAAUGGUCGCCGGUGGUUUCCAGGGAGAGCUUAUCUGUAAGCGUCUAAAUGAGCCGGGAGUCGCCUUCUCGACAAAAGUAUCGACAGAUGAAAAUGCCAUUACUAAUGCAGUCGAUAUAUAUCGCAAUCCUAGCGGCGCGCUGACGGUAAUGACAGCCAACAACGACGCCAAUGUCCGAGUCAUGGACACCGAAAACUUCGUCUGCUUAAACCGAUUUGCAUUCCCUUGGUCCGUAAAUAAUACAUCCGUCAGCCCCGACGGAAAAAUGGUCGCAGUUCUCGGGGACAAUCCCGAAUGCCUAAUCGCCGACGCGCAAUCCGGGAAAUUUAUAACCGGGCUGACGGGUCACUUGGACUACUCAUUCGCGUCGGCGUGGCACCCGGACGGACGAAUCCUGGCGACGGGGAAUCAGGACAGGACAUGCAGAUUGUGGGAUGUAAGAAACCCGGCGCAAUCGGUGGCGGUGCUGGAGGGAAGAAUGGGUGCGAUCCGGACAGUGAGGUUCACGUCGGACGGUCGGUUCUUGGCGAUUGCGGAACCGGCGGAUUUUGUUCACGUGUACGAUGCGGAGUCAGGGUACGGGACGGGGCAGGAGAUCGACAUGUUCGGGGAGAUUGCGGGGAUAUCGUUUAGUCCCGAUACGGAGGCGUUGUUUGUGGGAGUUGCGGACAGGAUGUAUGGGAGCUUGUUGGAGUUUAGGAGGAGAAGGUAUGGUAAUGAGUAUUUGGAUUGUGUGUUUUAGAUGAUGUGCAUGCAAAAAUGCAAUGCAAGGAAUGGUUUUUGGGUGUAAUUAACAGCUGGGUUUUUGGAAGCUGUUGGGUUUGUAAAAUGUAUGUAUUUAUGUAUUAUACGUGUGUGUGCGUGUAUAGGGAUUGAUUGAUUUUUGUUUUAAUUUGUUUAUGAGCUUGUGGUGUAAUGAGAAUUGUACUGUCCGUAAAGGAUUUGUUCGCCCUUUGGUACAGUGGAUUCAAAUUAUCGAAUUAUAAACUUUUAUUUA